AUGCCUGCAAAAAAAAAACCAUGCUACAGAAUGAAGGGUCGUGCAACAAGAAAAGCAAAACCGAAAAAAGAAUCUCAUCAAAAUGCAACAUAUAUACCCGGGGUGAAUUCUCUGACCUCACUUAAUGCAUUAAUUCGCAGGCCUUUGGAGGAAGAUGAUUCAUUAUUGGACUCGUCAUCACCACCAAAGCCCUUGUCUGAAAGAUUUGUGGUCAAGAAGCUUGAAAAGAGUUUUGACAUAUCAAAAUUGUGCAAAAGCUUUUGCACACUAAAUCCAUUUAAACGAGACUGGAUGAAAUAUCAACCUGACACUAAUGCAAAAUGGAUGCAGGAUCUGCAGAAAGAUGGAAAUCAGGGUCGAGAGUAUGGUUUUCAGCGAAUAGAGUUGCCUAAUACUGAUGUACCGGUAGCUCCUUGUGUACCGGUAGCUCCUUAUGUUCCGGUAGCUUCUUAUGUACCAGCUACCCCAAAGAAGAAAUUUAAUUUGAAAGUCUAUACAGACCAAACGCCAAAAGGGCCUCGAAAUAGGGCAUUGAAAAGCACAGCAAAACGCAAGCUUGUCUUUGAUUAG
Molecule: messenger RNA, 570 nt
Organism: Leptosia nina
Lineage: Eukaryota; Metazoa; Arthropoda; Insecta; Lepidoptera; Pieridae
Source: the annotation of a GenBank genome assembly